AUGGCUAAUCGUGAUUACUAUGGCAACAACGUCCCCCUCGAUUUGGUAGGGGAACAGGAGAGCCGGCAGUUUCCUCAUACUCAAACUCAAACUCAAAUCCAGAGUCAAGACUCACGGUCUAACUUUAGUCAAUUCUCCGACCAGGAUACUGACAACCCUAUGCCCGCUCCAAACGCCACCCAACACCCCCCCUACGAACAAGACCAAACGCAGUUGCGGGACCCAGCCAACCCCGAAUAUGGAUCGAACAGCGCGGAGGGAGAAAAAGGGCUGGGAUCAACUAUCGUCGGCGGCGCGGGGGGCGCGUUCGUCGGUCACGAAGUCGGCAAGAAGUCAGAGCAUGGCAUACUUGGCACGAUAGGAGGCGCGAUUGCUGGAGCGAUUGCUGCGAAUAUAGCUAGUCAUGCGGUCAAGGACCAUGGACAGGAUCAUGGACACAAUCAAGGGUAUGAUCAUGGACAAAACCAAGGGUACGGUCAAGGGUACGAUCAUGGCUACGAUCAUGGCUACGAUCAUGGGACACUUCGAUUCAUUAUCCGUGUAGCCGAGAACCUGCAAGAUUUUGAUACUGUGACCGAUGGAAGCCUCGAGAGUGAGGCGUUUGCCAGGGUCAGAAUAAACAUCAUCCUACAAGCCGUCCUAAGAGAACGGAGGCCUUUCGCCGCUUCCCAAGCUCGAACUUUGCACCUGGGGUUCGAGACCCCAAUGAGCAUCACCCUUUCGCAAACGGUCGUAACCAGCGGGAAAGCAGAUUAUUCGCUGUGGUAUACCUCUCACGAGGACCGGGCGCACCAAUUGAUAAUAGUGGAGGCCAAGAAGGCGAGGCAUGUAACUUCGGGACUGCCCCAAUUAUUAGGGUACAUGGGUGCCGUCCAACUCGCGCGACGUACUGCGCAAAAGUCAAAUAUCACUGUUUUUGGCGUCCUUACCGACUCAUAUCAAUGGGAUUUUGUUCGUGUUCAUAACGAUGGGAAAUAUUCUUUGAUCACGUUUCGAUGGAAUGCAGGGCAGUCUCAGAAAAUCUGGGAUAUCCUCAACUGGAUGGUCGCUUAUGCUGAGGUUCAGUCCCCUCUGUGCUCAGAGCUUUCAUGA
This is a messenger RNA of Aspergillus caelatus, 1092 nucleotides long. RefSeq lists its product as uncharacterized. Bases 1 to 1092 code for a protein of 363 amino acids. Lineage: Eukaryota; Fungi; Ascomycota; Eurotiomycetes; Eurotiales; Aspergillaceae. The transcript is spliced from 6 exons. Gene Ontology annotation, cellular component: outer membrane. The record is from RefSeq and is a predicted model, not a curated record.